UGUCGGUUUCAUCAAGUUUUUCCGAUAACCGGAAGACUGACCCAAACUAUUUCAGUUCGGUUUGAAACCUUCUUUAACCUCAAUUACCUCAAACCUCUAAAUAGAGAAUUAUACGAAAAAAAUAAAAUUAAAACCUCUCAAAAAAGAAAGAGGAUAUACCAGACAUUGAAGAGGCUUUUUAUAAAUGCAUUUUUAUAUUUUUUAACUCCAAUAGCUCUCUCCUUUUUUGUAAAUAAAAGUGCAGUUUAUUGCCGUUUAUUUAAGCUAUUUUUUAUCCUUUUUUACUAAAAACUCUCUCUCUCUUGCCUUUUUUGUAAGAAAAUAUCCAAUAUAUUUAUCCAACUUUGAAGAUGUUUUUUAAUAAUAUUUAUGUUUACUUCUAAAGUAAAAUUAAAAUUAUUUCUCUUCUCUCAAAAAAUAACUAUACACAAAUAUUUUUAUUUAAUUCCAUUGCCCUCAUUUUUUUGUUUGUUGGGAGGGAGGAAGAAAAUUGUUUUUGGUAGGAGAGCUAUGUUCUGUCAUUAUAAAUAUAUCCUCGCUCUCAUUGAGGAUACCACAAUUUUCUUUUUGGGUUUAAUUCGUUUUAUAUAA
Meloidogyne enterolobii is the source of this 591-nucleotide messenger RNA. Lineage: Eukaryota; Metazoa; Nematoda; Chromadorea; Rhabditida; Meloidogynidae. The record is from the annotation of a GenBank genome assembly.